Molecule: messenger RNA, 1077 nt
Organism: Cercopithifilaria johnstoni
Lineage: Eukaryota; Metazoa; Nematoda; Chromadorea; Rhabditida; Onchocercidae
Source: the annotation of a GenBank genome assembly
AUGAUUCGAAAAACGCAUGUGCUAUGGAAAUGCAUUUCACCAGCCAUAUUUUCGGAAGUGGGGUUCCAUUCAGCUAAUGGAAGCAGGUAUUCAUGGAAUUCACUGUGGAUGUCCAGCAGGCGGUGUUCUAGUGAACCACUUUUCAAGGUUCGUAAAAAGAUUGUGUGGGACGAGUUAUUUGAACAGCAGACGCCAAGUGAGCCAGAAACAUCCUCCGCCCUUAAAGAAAAUGAAUCAGAAGAGUUAAUCGAUUUGAGUAACACAGAUCCAAAAACUCUCGCUGAAGCAACUAUUUUAUACCAGUUACGCAUCAAAAAGAUACAAGAGGCGUUACAGCAAUUUGAUGAGCGAACAGAGCAUGAAAACUUUUUCAAGAAAUUCAAUGAAAAAUGGAAAUUAAAGAUGGAACUCAGGAAGGCACGAUCAGUACGACCUGAAGAUCAAGUUACAUAUACGAAAGAAAUGCUGGCAAACUUGGACCAUUCUGCUGCCCAGUUGUAUUUUGAUUGUGCUAAUCGAUUUCCAUAUUUGAAGCUUUGUACCGCGCUUUGCUUGCCAGACUAUCUUUCAACAUGGUACAAGCUCACCCUAAUGCAUACCUGGAUGUUGCUUGUUCGCUUACAGUCUGUGUUAGAAGCAGCAGCUUUUACCAGAAUUAGAAAUAGCGUUAUCGAAAUUAUGUUUGGUGACAUUGAUAACCGUCUAAGAGUCGUUUCGGAAGAGUUGGACGAAAUGUUGUACCAUAAAAAGGACAAACGUCGUAUGGCCGGUUUGUAUUUGCAAACAUUUUUCGAAUAUGAUGAGGGAUUUCUAUCCGAUGAUACUGCACUAGCUGGUGCCUUAUGGCGCAAUCUUUACAUGCAACGAUCCAUAGAUCCAAUUCAUCUAAAUCGAGCAGCGUAUUAUGUGCGCGGAACGAUGGCAUACUUGGAUAGUCUCAGCUUGGAAGAGAUCCUUCUACAGGGCAUAAAGAAUUGGAAAACAGCACGUCCUGAUAAAAAAUCCAGUGAUAACGCUUUUGACAUGGCUGAGAAUAUAGCUCAUUCUUUACUAAAACAAAAAUAUAAGCAUACUUAA